AUGAAAGGUUUGAUUGUUGUGGUAGGAGAAAUGGAAGGAAAACAAUUCGUAUAUCUUAUUGAUAAUACGAGCAGCCUUGAGAAGUUGAGCAACGAUAUUAUUCUCGAUCAAAUUGAUGGAAAAAGAAUGGAACCUAAAAGUGCUAAAUUUGCUACAAACGUAACAUUCAGAACAACAUUAGCGUAUCCAGCAACAGAGAAGGAUGUCAACAAGUAUUUUAAUGAGAACAAGUACAUCAAAGAAAGCCACGAAAACUAUUGUAAGCAGAAUAUUGUCACAGAUAUUCCUUGGAUUGAUCAAAUAUUUAUGAAUGAAGUCAAUACUAAAACUGGACCAAAUUAUUAUAUGGAUGCCAAUUUGGUGGUUACUACGGAUUACAAGUGGAAUGGAAACGUAGAUGAGUUAUAUCUGCUCUGUAUCUUCAAAGAUGAAAAAUACAAGUCACUACGUAAUUUGGACAAAUGCGACCUGAAUCUGCUGAAAUCAACACGAACCAAAAUUCACUCAAUUUUAAAGGAGACGUUUGGCCUAAGCAAAGAGGAUGCGGUACUCUUCUUCCACUACAGACCAUCGUACUACAAGCUACACAUUCACAUCGUAAACAUCAGCAAGUCAAAACUGUGUCUCUACAACUGUAGAAGAAAUGUCUAUUUGGACGAUGUCAUUCGCAAUAUCGAGAACUACGAUGAUUAUUAUAAGCAUGAUAUGCAUUUGAUAAGCAAUGCAUAA
Molecule: messenger RNA, 729 nt
Organism: Enterospora canceri
Lineage: Eukaryota; Fungi; Microsporidia; Enterocytozoonidae
Source: the annotation of a GenBank genome assembly